Molecule: messenger RNA, 858 nt
Organism: Parastagonospora nodorum SN15
Lineage: Eukaryota; Fungi; Ascomycota; Dothideomycetes; Pleosporales; Phaeosphaeriaceae
Exons: 3
Coding region: 1-858 (285 amino acids)
Source: RefSeq, a predicted model, not a curated record
AUGGAACGUAGUUGCCCGACCUCGUGGGCACCACCUCGAACGACUCUGACUGAGUACGGGAAGCAGUGCGUGCUGCCGGAGAGAUCCAAAGUCACCUACAACCUCGAGCACUUGAAGAUCGUCGUGAGGAUGAUGUACCACGGAACACGUCGACGCUCUCGAUCAUACCUGAACAGCGGGUUGAAUGCGUACAUGACCAGGAGCCAGCCCAUGGGCACGCCGUCUCGACUCACGAUCCUUGAGCCCCAGCCAGCCCAGAACUGUAGACGACGACACGCAAAGACGGGCUCUCAUCGACAAGAAGCCGAACAGGUUCGCGGACUUGCUCAGCAACAAGACCACCAGCGCGAACAGCGACUCGGGCCAGCCGGCCGUCGACACGGCUGUCUCAGGAUUAACCGCAAUGCGCUAUUCCACGGCUGCCGACAAACACACGAUGGAUAUCAGACGAGGGGCCGGACCUCGAGAGCAGCCAGUGGCUCCAAUACUGGAGGCGGGACCAUGGACUCUGUAGUGGACACCUUUGUCAAUGCCUCCAGCAGAGUGCACACGCCUGACAAGCGCUCCACCGCGUUCAGCGAAUGGGCAAACAAACUGGCCGGGGAUUUAAACCAUGCAGGGAUCCAUCGACGGGCUCGCGGGCAGCAGCUAGAUCUUACGUUCAGCCAGAGUAGACGCAUGAGCAGUUCCAGGCUCUUAGAGUACGCUGCUUGCCCAGCGUCAACUAUGCAGCUGCGGCAGCCACUCCACCGUUCAUCCUCACCAGACUGGAAAGCACUAUCGCUUCCAGCCCAUUCGUCUUACAAAUCUCCAUGGAAUUUGCCCGGCGGAAUCGACCUGAAAGCGACUGAACGCUGA